GAUUUCGAACAAAAACAAAGGCAAGCUGCGGGGACUAAAGUUAUUUGUGGUUGAAAUUAUUAAACUGGGACUGUUUGUCCGAGCUAUAAGCAUGGCCUGGCGUUCUGUUGGUGCUAGCAAUCAGGAUCUUAUACGCCAAUUGAAAGAGUACGGCGUCAUUGGAUCCGACGCAGUGGCAAAGGCAAUGAUUGAUACGGAUCGAAAACACUAUUCCCCACGCAACCCCUACAUGGAUGCGCCUCAACCAAUUGGGGGCGGAGUGACUAUUAGCGCACCACAUAUGCACGCCUUUGCAUUGGAAUAUUUGCGCGAUCAUUUGAAGCCAGGUGCUCAUGUGCUGGACGUCGGCUCUGGUUCGGGUUACCUAACCGCCUGCUUCUAUCGCUACAUCAAAGCGAUGGGGGAGAUUGCUGACACCUGCAUUGUGGGCAUCGAGCACCAGGCCUCGUUAGUGGCAAUGAGCAAGGCCAAUUUAAAUUCCGACGAUCGUAGCAUGCUCGACUCUGGAACGCUAAAAAUUGUGCAGGGCGAUGGACGCAAAGGAUACCCGGCACAUGCGCCGUACAACGCCAUACAUGUGGGAGCCGCUGCUCCCGAUACGCCCACCGAACUCAUCAAUCAACUGGCCAACGGAGGCCGCCUGAUAGUGCCAGUUGGACCCGAGGGCGGCUCGCAGUACAUGCAGCAAUACGAUAAGGACAAAAAUGGUAAAGUAGAGAUGACGCGUCUUAUGGGGGUGAUGUAUGUUCCACUCACGGAUUUACGCUCCUGAUGGCAAAAAAUUGUACAGGUGCUAAUCGUUGUGCUGCUGAUUGGCAUAGUUAUCUACCAAAUUCGUAAUUUUGUUCGCUAACUUAAUUAUUUGGUCAGCAGACAGGCGGUCAGGAACAGAACCCUUAAUGAAUUAUCAACACUAAAAAAAUAGCAAGUCCUUUUAAGUUGAAUUAAUAUAAAUUAUUUGUCUACAUAUAUAUUAUACAGAUCAUAAUUACGUUAAUUAAAAUAAUCCUAUUUGGCUUUUAAGUCCCGAGCAGAAAAAA
Messenger RNA from Drosophila persimilis, 1040 nucleotides. RefSeq names its product protein-L-isoaspartate(D-aspartate) O-methyltransferase (gene Pcmt). NCBI's taxonomy places the organism in Eukaryota, Metazoa, Arthropoda, Insecta, Diptera, Drosophilidae. Gene Ontology annotation, biological process: protein modification process. The coding region runs from base 92 to 772 and encodes 226 amino acids. Gene Ontology annotation, molecular function: protein-L-isoaspartate (D-aspartate) O-methyltransferase activity. The transcript is spliced from 4 exons. Gene Ontology annotation, cellular component: cytoplasm. The record is from RefSeq and is a predicted model, not a curated record.